Molecule: messenger RNA, 5595 nt
Organism: Artibeus jamaicensis (Jamaican fruit-eating bat)
Lineage: Eukaryota; Metazoa; Chordata; Mammalia; Chiroptera; Phyllostomidae
Product: zinc finger protein 805
Exons: 5
Coding region: 241-3381 (1046 amino acids)
Biological process (GO): negative regulation of transcription by RNA polymerase II
Cellular component (GO): nucleus
Molecular function (GO): RNA polymerase II transcription regulatory region sequence-specific DNA binding; DNA-binding transcription repressor activity, RNA polymerase II-specific
Source: RefSeq, a predicted model, not a curated record
CUGUGGGGAGGCGGGCGCUGCCUGUGGUCGAUUCUAGUGGGGCGCUUCGAAAACGAUCAGAAGGGAGUCUGAGACGCGCCUCGCCCUUUUGGACAAGCCGCGAGCCUCCCCGUGCGCAGGAAGUGCGACAGUCAGCCGAGGUCACCCCGAGGGCAGGGAACAGGUGACUGUCGCGUGAGCCCGCGAGACCCGCCUGGGUCGUCGCCUCCGCGGGCCCCGUUUGCUGCACAGGGUCCCGUGAUGGCGGCGGCGUGCGUGGACCCGGCGCAGGUGUCUGUGACCUUUGAUGAUGUGGCCGUGACCUUCACUCAGGAGGAGUGGGGGCAGCUGGACCCAGCCCAGAGGACUCUGUACCAGGAGGUGAUGCUGGAGACCUGCAGGCUCCUAGUGUCUCUGGGGUGUCCUGUUCCCAGACAUGAGCUGAUCCACCAGCUGGAGCAUGGGCAGGAGCUGUGGAUGGUGAAGAAGUAUCUGUCCCAAAGCACCUGUCCAGGUAAGAAAGGAAAAUCCAAGAUCACAGAACCUACUACUUGUGAAACUGCCGUAUCUGAGGGAGCCUCACUUCGGGAACUAGCACAAGGAGCUGAAUCACCAGAAGACUUCCGGGUGGACCAUGACAAGGAUCAGAAUGGGCCAUUGGAAUUGGAAGAAGGACAGUUGAAGUCAGAUACAGACCCGCAGAAGGAGAAGCUUCCUAGGAAACCAAGUACUGAACGUGGUGGCUUAGGGACAGCUGAUGAUGUAUGUUCAAGAAUUGUGCAGCACGCAGUUCCUCCAGGAGGUGCUCUACUUGACCAUGGCUCACAGGAAUUUGAUAAACAUCCCAUGAUUCAGGAAGAGGAAAAUAUCUUUAAAUGCAAUGAAUGUGGGAAAGUGUUUAAUAAGAAACGCCUCCUUGCCCGACAUGAGAGGAUUCACUCUGGAGUGAAGCCUUAUGAAUGCACAGAGUGUGGGAAAACCUUUAGUAAGAGCACUUACCUCCUUCAACAUCACAUGGUCCACACAGGGGAGAAGCCAUAUAAAUGCAUGGAGUGUGGGAAGGCCUUUAACCGCAAAUCACACCUUACCCAACACCAGCGGAUUCACAGUGGAGAGAAGCCCUAUAAGUGCACUGAAUGUGGAAAGGCCUUUACCCAUCGCUCCACUUUUGUCUUACAUAACAGGAGCCAUACUGGAGAAAAACCCUUUGUUUGCAAAGAAUGUGGAAAAGCCUUCCGAGAUCGGCCAGGUUUCAUUCGACACUACAUCAUCCACAGUGGUGAGAAUCCCUAUGAGUGCUUCGAGUGUGGCAAGGUCUUCAAGCACAGGUCAUACCUCAUGUGGCACCAGCAGACUCACACAGGGGAGAAGCCCUAUGAGUGCAGUGAGUGUGGGAAGGCCUUCUGUGAGAGUGCAGCCCUCAUUCACCACUAUGUCAUCCAUACUGGGGAGAAGCCCUUUGAGUGCCUGGAGUGUGGGAAGGCCUUCAACCACAGGUCGUAUCUCAAGAGGCACCAGCGGAUCCACACUGGAGAGAAGCCUUAUGUUUGUGGUGAGUGUGGAAAGGCCUUCACCCACUGCUCCACUUUUAUCUUGCAUAAGAGGGCCCACACUGGAGAGAAACCUUUUGAGUGUAAAGAAUGUGGGAAAGCCUUCAGCAAUCGGGCAGACCUCAUUCGACACUUCAGCAUCCACACUGGAGAGAAGCCCUAUGAGUGCAGUGAGUGUGGGAAGGCCUUUAACCGCAGGUCAGGCCUCACGCGGCACCAGCGGAUUCACAGUGGGGAGAAGCCCUAUGAGUGCAUGGAGUGUGGGAAAACCUUUUGCUGGAGCACUAACCUCAUUCGACACUCCAUCAUCCACACUGGAGAGAAGCCCUAUGAAUGCAGCGAGUGUGGAAAGGCCUUCAGUCGUAGCUCAUCUCUCAGUCAGCAUCAAAGGGUUCAUACUGGGAGAAACCCUCCCUAUACAUGUGAGGAAUGCGGGAAAGUAUUCAACAAGAAAUGCUACCUGGUCCGACAUGUGCAAGUUCACACUGGAGGGAAGCCCUACGAAUGCACAGAGUGUGGGAAAACCUUUAGCAAAAGCACCCACCUCCUGCAGCACCACUUGAUCCACACAGGGGAGAAGCCCUUUGAGUGCCUGGAGUGCGGGAAGGCCUUCAACCGCCGGUCACACCUCACCAGGCACCAGCGGAUCCACACUGGAGAGAGGCCCUAUGUGUGCAGUGAGUGUGGGAAGGCCUUCACCCACCGCUCCAAUUUGGUUCUGCAUAACAGGGGCCACACAGGAGAAAAACCCUUUGUGUGCAAAGAAUGUGGGAAAGCCUUCCGAGAUAAAACUGGUUUUCUUCGGCACUACAUCAUCCACACAGGAGAAAAGCCCUUCGUGUGUGUGGAGUGUGGGAAGGCCUUCAACCGAAGGUCGCACCUUACGUGGCACCAGCAGACUCACAGUGGACUGAGACCCUUUAAAUGCAAGGAGUGUGGAAAAGCCUUUUGUGACAGCACAGACCUCAUUCAGCACUACGUCAUCCACACUGGAGAGAAGCCGUACAAGUGCCUUGAGUGUGGCAAGGCCUUCUACCGCAGGUCACACCUCAAGCAGCACCAGCGGAGUCACACCGGGGAGAAACCUUAUGUGUGUGGUGAGUGUGGAAAGGCCUUCACCCACUGUUCCACUUUUAUUUUGCAUAAGAGGGCCCACACUGGAGAGAAGCCCUAUGAGUGCAAAGAGUGUGGGAAAGCCUUCAGCAAUCGUUCAGACCUCAUUCGACACUUCAGCAUCCACACUGAAGAGAAACCCUAUGAGUGCAGUGAGUGUGGGAAGGCCUUUAACCGCAGGUCAUACCUCACACGGCACCAGCGGAUUCACAGUGGAGAGAAACCUUAUGAGUGCAUGGAGUGUGGGAAAACCUUUUGCCAAAGGGCAAAUCUCAUUCGACACUCCAUCAUCCACACUGGGGAGAAGCCUUUCGUGUGCAAUGAAUGUGGUAAGGCCUUCACCUACUGCUAUACUUUUAUCUUGCAUAAGAGGGCCCAUAUUGGAGAGAAACCUUUUGAGUGCAAAGAAUGUGAGAAAACCUUCAGCACUAGAAAAGAUCUCAUUCGACACAUUAGCAUCCAUGCUGGAGAGAAGCCCUAUGAGUGCAGUGAGUGUGGGAAGGCCUUUAACCGCAGGUCAGGCCUCACACGGCACCAGCGGAUUCACAGUGGAGAGAAACCCUAUGAGUGCAUGGAGUGUGGGAAAACCUUCUGCUGGAGUACAAGCCUCAUUCGACACGCCAUCAUCCACACUGGAGAGAAGCCCUAUGAAUGCAGCGAGUGUGGAAAGGCCUUCAGUCGUAGUUCAUCUCUCAGUCAGCAUCAAAGGGUUCAUACUGGGAGAAACCCUGUCAAGUAGAAUAGAGAUAGGAAGAUUCUUCACAAGUGGAUAAUCCUCAGUCAAUCUCCAAGAAGUCUUGUUGGGGAAAGAUUUUUUUGAAUGUAAAGAUUUUCCAGUUUAAACAACAGUUGUUUAAACUGGAAAAUCUUUUGCCAAAAUGUGAUUAUUUAUACUAAAGGGAAUCCCCCCCCCCCCGACACCACCACCACCCCAGUUUUCUUCCUUGUGCGAAAACCUGUUUCAGGAUAUCACUUUUCUUCUAAUGAGUCAUGUUAGAAAUGGACUCAGCCUAGAAUCUCAUUCUGCGUCUGAGAAUCUGCAUCUGAGAACUUUGAUCCAGCAAAACCUUCAGCCACAUCUUUCUCCUUAGUUUACACUGCGAAAUUAUCUCAGGGGUAUUUAAACAAAGAAAGAGGAGACAUAGAGGGAAGAAGACAAAUGCAACCGCAGCUUCUUUAACAGAUCAGAGGGCCUCAUUCCCUUAUUUCUUCUGUGUAUACAUUCACUUUUGUCGAAAAUCAGGAGAGUUAGGCUUUAGAGGAUGUUUGAAAACACCAGUUGAAAGCCUUUGUUCUACAACAUUGUCUCUACCUGUGAACAGCAUGAGUCUCUGAGAAAUAUGAAGGCUUAAAUUAUGGAAUGUUUUUAUAUUCAGAUAAAGAUGUACAUAUGCUACAGAAGACGCCACUCAGACCAUUAAAUUUCUUUUUGAAAGUGACAAACAUUAAAAAAUGCACUCAUGAAAUCAGACUUUUAAAAAUACGUUUUUUCAUGCCUUUAACCAUUCAAAACUCAGUCUUCAUCUUGAACUACUUGUUCAUUUUUUCUUUUUUUCUGUGGGGUGAGGAUUACAGUGUCACUGUGUAACCUCCCCACAUGAAUCCUGGUUAUACCCUCUGACUGAUUUCUAAGCUUCAGUCUUCCUUAGAGAGACUUUCACUUCAGCGAUUUUCUAGGGGUUGAAUUAGAGCCAAAAGAAAAUAAAAGGCGGCUGAAUUAGAAGAAUAAGAUAAAGUAAAAAAAACACACAGAGUACAUCUUAUUUUUUUAUCCUUACCCAAGGACAUACUCAUUGAUUCUAGAAAGAGGUAAAGGGAGGGAAAGAGGGAGAGAAACAUCAAGGGAUUGGUCGCCACUUGUAUGUGCCCUGACCAGGACUGAACUCACAACCUAGGCAUGUGCCCUGACCAGAAAUCAAACCCGUGACCUUUCAGUUUAGGACAACAGUCCAAUGAACUGAGUCACACCGGCCAGGGUACAUCUCAUUUUUAAUCUUCAAAAAGAUUAUGUGAAGAUUCACUGCUAAAUUAACUUGAAUUUUAACACAAAGUAGGCAUAUGUACAUGCGGGUUUGUGUGAGUUUCACCAUUGUCACCAUGGGGUUCAUCCUGGUAUAAAAACUAAUGACUAGCCCUGGCUGGUGUAGCUCAGUGGAUUGAGCGCGGGCCUGCGAACUAGAGGAUCACUGUUCAAUUCUGAGGCAGGGCACAUGGGAAUGCAGGCCUGGGUUGCAGGCCAGUUCCCAGCAGGGGACCCACGAGAGGCAGCCAUACAUUGAUACUGCUGUCCCUCUCUCCUUCCCUUCCCCUCUAAAGAUAAAUAAAUAAAAUCUUUUAAAAAAAACAAAUUAAUGACUGUCUUUCCUCAGGGUAUUUUGGAAUUUCUCCUUUGCCUUUUUUUUUUUAAAGCUACACGUGAUACUAUUACCUCACAGAAAUAUACUGUACAAAAGUAUAUAUGCUUCACAGAAAGAUGAUCGUGUCUUCACUCUGAACCCUCCUCAGGGCCUUUUAAGUGACUGUGUAGAUUUGUAUUGUCACUGUAGGCAAAGCCGUUUCUGAUGUAUUAAUUAAUGGUACUGUUGUUAAGGUUCCUCUUCAUCCUCUUCAGCAGCCUCUAGGUCCCAAGUAUUUUCUAAAAGCUUUAUAAUUUUUUAACUUUUACAUUUAAAUUUGUGGUCCAUGUUGAGUUCAUUUUUGUAUUACCCUAUGAGGUUUAGGUUGAGUUUCUUUCUUGUAUUUUUGCCUAAGUAUUCUGUUGUUCUGGCUCCAUUUCUUGAAAAGACUAUUUGGCCUCCAUUGAAUUGUGUUUACCCCUUAGUCAGAAAUCAUUGGGCAUAUUUGUGAUGGUCAAUUUCUGAGUUCUCUAUAUUAUCUCAUUGAUUUGUGAUAGUAUAGGUAUCACACUAUCUUGAUUACUGUAGCCAUCAUUAGAUCUUAAAAUUGGGUAACA